GAGUUGAUUCCGACUCAUAGCAACCCUAUAGGGCAGAGUAGAACUGCCCCAUAGGGUUUCCAAGGAGUGCCUGGUGGAUUUGAACUGCCAACAUGUUGGUUAGCAGCUGUAGCUCUUUGAUUAAAAGGAGAGGUAAAGUAUUUUUAUUACUUCAUGAAUGUUUUCCUAUUUUUUUGACAGAGAAAUAAUGAUGAGUAUAACUGUUGGGAAACUCACAGACCAUGAGGUUAUAACCAUUGCACGUCACUAUCGUGCACUCGAGGACAAGGAUCCACAUGUGAAUGUCUUAAUUACAAUGGCCCAUGAACAGCUCAAGAAAAAUCGUUUUGAGAAUUUUGACAGACUGAUUGCUACCUGCGUGUAUGAAGAUCGAGAAAAGAAAAAUUUAUUACCCAGUGAAGACAUUAGAAGGCUGUGUAAGUCCUCCAGUUUACCUGUGAAGGAAGAUCUUCUAGUAUCCUUACUGUCCAGGUUUGAAGACAGUGAAAAACAAGUAAAUUAUCAUUCAUUUUUCUUUGCCCUGAACUGGAGAAUAAAUCCAAUGACCGAAUGGGAAACAGUGCUAUACAAUACAGAGAAAAUUGAAGAUGUUUGGAUGGGGUCACCAUCACCUGUUCCCGUGAGAUACAUUAGCUACAUGCCCCUUUUAAAGGACGUGUUUGACUUGGAAGAGGAUUAACUGUGCCAUAACCAUGCCAGUUUUUGUCAACUCUAUUUGAUUUACUGCUCUAAUUCUGCCAAGUUUAUUUUAGUAGAUAUAAUUUCAUUAAAAACAAAAAAGAAACAAGGCUCAUAUUAAAUUGAAAUCCAUAAACCGCAAUUAAUCUUUUGUCACUUUAGAUUUUCAGAACAUUGUAUUAUGUUGCUGAUGUACUGCACUAUUAAAAAUGCCAUUUGAAGAAAUAUCUAGCAUUUUUAUUAGAGGUCUGAUUUAUGUUAAUACCAAAGAAUCUUAUGAUAAUUUUCCAUCCAACAAAAUUUGAUUCAUUCCAACAUGAAAAGAAAAUGAAUUUUGAUUGCUAUACAUGACAGUAGAAAAUCAAAUUAUAUCAGAGCAGUAAGUUGUGAUUCUAUUAAACAUUUUUUUGAAAUCUCCUUGACACGUGUUUAUUACUUACAUAAUUAAGCUUUGUAGCAACCUACCUCAUCAAAAUAAUUCUCAGACUUCUCUCAAGAGUGAAGAUAUUUGU
Molecule: messenger RNA, 1190 nt
Organism: Loxodonta africana (African savanna elephant)
Lineage: Eukaryota; Metazoa; Chordata; Mammalia; Proboscidea; Elephantidae
Product: EF-hand domain-containing family member C2-like
Exons: 4
Coding region: 158-679 (173 amino acids)
Source: RefSeq, a predicted model, not a curated record